Priapulus caudatus is the source of this 1161-nucleotide messenger RNA. Its product is annotated as COMM domain-containing protein 1-like. Gene Ontology annotation, cellular component: endosome. The transcript has 5 exons. NCBI's taxonomy places the organism in Eukaryota, Metazoa, Priapulida, Priapulimorpha, Priapulimorphida, Priapulidae. The coding region runs from base 97 to 684 and encodes 195 amino acids. Gene Ontology annotation, biological process: regulation of proteasomal ubiquitin-dependent protein catabolic process; negative regulation of protein localization to cell surface; negative regulation of sodium ion transmembrane transport. The record is from RefSeq and is a predicted model, not a curated record.
GGUUACUGUAGUGCAGUAAACAACUGCUCUACUUCAAGAAAGAGAACACCAGAUUUGUCGUUUUCCUAGUUUUUCACAGAGCAUGAUAGCAGAGUCAUGGCUGACGACAAUGAAAACGAAUGCUUCCUAGCCAUGCUUCAUGGAAUAGCAAAACAGGACUACUAUGGGGAAGAAACUAUCACGGAUGGAAUUAUUAAAGACCAGAUAUAUCCACAAAUCCCAGACGACGAAUUCAGUAGGAUAUUGUUAAAAGCACGUAACAUGUUGAAAAAUAUAGCAUCAGCUGAUAUGGAUUUUGACCAACUGGACGCAUUCCUGGUGUCACAGGCACAGAAGAAGGAAAGAGGAAUCACAGAUAGCCAGGCACAACUCUAUAUGAAAUUUUGGAAGUCUCAUAAGCAAAGGAUACAUGACAGCUUGGUCUCACGUACACGCUGGUCAAAUUCACUAAAGGGGAUGAACUGGAGAAUUGACAUGAAGGUGCAAUCCCGAAGUGGGCAAGAGGUCAACGUACCCACAGCUAUUAUUGAACUACAAGUAGCUAAUGAGCACACCUCCAAGGAGAAUGAGGAAGGUGUACAGUUUGAAUUGGAUGCGACGCAACUGUCAAAUAUUCUUGAACGUCUCAACGAUGCACACAACAGCAUCAGAGCAUUCCAGUCGAAGCAAGAUCAGCCAGCCUGAAAGCAAGUCAGUGAGAACAUUCCCUCUGCUCAUGUGCAGUAGUCUUUCGGGGACAAAAUAUGAAAUCGCAUACGUGAUCACAAGUGACAAGCAUAUGUGAUGCAAGUCUUCGGACGUCUGGCUACGUUCAUUAAGCACGCAGUAGGUGCGGAUAGAAAAGGGUGCCAUGUGAGGUUCUAUUUUGGAAAUCGGCACAUGUGAAAUGUAACGACACUACUAUUCGUUUCUACUACUGACCACACUUGUCACUAUAAAGAUGAUGACGUGUGUGCAUAUUUUAUUAUAGGCACGGCCAUUUUUCGGUGUCUGCAUAUAUUUUACAUAACCAUAUACUAGUCUCGCGCUCCUGUAAUAAUAGUAACAGUUCAAAUUUGCAAAAAAAAACUUCAAAUGAUUUUUCCGUGACAAUCAUUUACGUCUAUUUUAUACAUAAGUUACUAGACUGUUGAAUAACCAAUAAAAAUAGUGUCACUGUAA